This is a messenger RNA of Haliotis rubra (blacklip abalone), 2142 nucleotides long. Its product is annotated as E3 ubiquitin-protein ligase TRIM56-like. Gene Ontology annotation, cellular component: chromatin; nucleoplasm. Lineage: Eukaryota; Metazoa; Mollusca; Gastropoda; Lepetellida; Haliotidae. Gene Ontology annotation, molecular function: ubiquitin-protein transferase activity; zinc ion binding. The transcript has 3 exons. Gene Ontology annotation, biological process: positive regulation of DNA-templated transcription. The coding region runs from base 95 to 1567 and encodes 490 amino acids. The record is from RefSeq and is a predicted model, not a curated record.
GUCAUUGCUUGUGAUUUUCUGCAAAGUAGAUAUUGUUAAACUGACAACUGAUGCCAUUUAUUGUGUUUUGUCAACUGUUCAUUAUCUGAUAGAAAUGUACGAGUGUCAGUACGUCUUGAAAUCAGUGAUAAUUGUGAGGAUGGCGACCGCCGGGCUAGAGAAGAAAGUAAAGGAUAAUUUCCUGACGUGCUCCAUCUGCUUGGAGAUGUACACAGACCCGUGUACACUGAAGUGUGAUCACACAUUCUGCAGGAAAUGUGUCACCUCAUACAUCCAAACCAGACCUGAUGCUGUACAGUCCAAGACCAUCCCCUGUCCCUGCUGUCGACAAGACACCAAGGUCCCCCACCCCCGCAGGCCGGUGGAGGAGUGGGCUGGGCAGAUCAAACCCAGCAUCAUUUUACAGGGGCUGAUUGAAACCUAUAGAUCCGAGGUGGCUGUGCAAGGGACCUCAAGCACCUGUUGUACGAUCUGUCAGCAACUAGGGGAAACAACUCCAGGGGCCUUGUGGUGUGCUGAGUGUGAAGUGGCCCUCUGUGACAAAUGUGUGAAGAUACACCGAGUGACACCGAAUUCAUUGAACCAUGACCUGUGUGAUCUGUCGUCUAGGUCAAAGGUCAAACGGAGGAUCAAGUGUACGGAACACAAGAGUAACCGUGUUGAGUUCCACUGUCAAGACUGUGGGAAGGCUGCCUGUCAGACAUGUUGUAUCAUAUACCACAGAGCUUGUAAGACUGUCGUCACCAUUGAGUCUAUGAAGCCAGGGAUGAAGGCAGCACUGAUGGAGAAGAGACUUGGCAUGGAGAAGAGACUGAAAGUGAGGUCAAAGAAAGUAGACAUACGAAACGAGAAACUCGAAAGUAGUUCUAGAAUCACAGAGUCAGCUGUUCAAAAUAUAAGGUUGAUCUGCCAGACAGCGAUUAACAAGAUUAAACAGAAGGAAACACAACUCUUGGAUGAACUGAAUACCAUAUCACAGACAUACGCCGACCAACUCCAAGCUGAUGUGAAGCUGGAAGAGAUCGAGAUGCAGAUGUACAGACAACACUGUGUGUUCAUUGACCAUGCCUUGGUAUCGGACUGUGAGAUGGACCUGUAUGACGCGUAUCAGGCCUGGGAGUCUGGAGCUGUAGAGAUGGAGGAUGUCAGGGAUACAGAGGCAGCAGACACCCGGAGAAUAGCUGAGAUCAGGUUUAUACCUAACACUUUCAGGGUCCUGAAGACCCUAGAUAAACUGCAGUUUGGGAAAAUUGGGGUCACAUACCAGGGCACAUGUCUACUGUCUCCAGUGCUGGUUGACACGAUAGAUGUGAGGGUGGAGAGUGAUAAGAUGAGCCCUGUCUUAAGGUGCAUAACAGUCCUGGCUGUAGAUGAUAUACAGACAUGUGUUGUCACUGACUGUUAUAACAAUUGCCUGAAAUCUUUGUACAUUAGAGACAAUCAUCCAUGUCACAGUAAACUUCCCCUGGAUAACUCACCAUUUGGGAUGACACAAUUGAAGCAGAAGCAGGUGAUGGUUGCUGUCCCUGAAUCCCGCCAGAUUGUAACGGUAGAGGUGACCCCCUGACCUGAUGCUGCUCUCAACCAUCCUCACUAACAAUACUUACUACAGUCUGGCUGUUCUGAACUUUUCAUCUCUGGCAGCAGGUGGCAAGGAUUGUCAUGGUUACGGUAUUGUUGAAAUCCUGGACAUGUCUGGACACGUGUUGAGGACAAUCACUGCACACAAUGAUGUCUCACUGUUUACCUACCCCAGGCACAUGUGUGUCAACAACAAGGGCAACAUACUCGUGUCUGACUGGGGGAACAAGACUGUGACAUGUCUGACGUCCGAGGGGGAUGUUUUAUGGAGAUACAACCGUACCGGAGACAAGCCACUCAGCUACCCUCGUGGUAUCACAACUACCACUACAGGAGACAUCCUGGUUGUAGAUAGGAACACAGACAAGGUGAUACAGCUGACAGAGUCGGGGGGAGUUUGUCAGUGAACUGCUCACGUUAGAAGAUGGCGAUCAGACAGGCAUGUGCGAUAUAUUUUGUGAUAAAUACGGUUUCUUAUUUCUAUGCACAGACACGGAAGUGAAAGAGUACGUGUUUGUCUGACAUAAAAAUCAAAAGAAUGAAAGUCAGUGCAGAGCUGUG